UCAUAUCUUAUGCACCCUCAGAAUCAGAGAAUACGAACCAAAGUCUCUGUCUCCCUAAAUCUUUUUCACUUUUUUCAGCUUUCAUUCAUUCACUUCUUUGUAUUUUAAUGACUUUCAAAUAUUCUUACAAUUCGCCGGUCGGAAAAUGGCUCGGCUUCGUCGCCGCUGUUUGGGUACAAGCCAUUUCCGGCAAUAACUACACAUUUUCCAACUAUUCCGACGCUUUAAAGUCUCUAAUGGCCCUUACUCAGCUCCAAUUAAACAACCUCUCCGUCGCUAAAGACGUCGGGAAAGCGUUCGGAAUACUCGCCGGACUUGCCUCCGACCGACUUUCUACUCCCGUUAUUCUACUCAUUGGUUCAAUCGAAGGCUUCAUCGGUUACGGCGUUCAAUGGCUUGUCGUUAGCGGCACAAUUAAGCCACUUCCGUACUGGGUCAUGUGUAUAUUUUUAUGCAUGGGAGGUAACAGUACUACAUGGAUGAACACCGCCAUAUUGGUGACGUGUAUUCGUAAUUUUCGAAAAAACAGAGGACCUGUAACGGGAAUUUUGAAAGGUUACGUGGGUUUAAGCACCGCUAUUUUCACCGAUAUUUGUUCGGCGCUUUUCGCUAGUGACCCUUCAACUUUUCUUCUCUUGCUCGCUGUAGUCCCUUUCGCCGUUUGUCUAUCGGCGAUUGUAUUUCUCCGUGAAAUUCCGCCUUCCUCAACUCCCGCUGAAGAGAAGGAAGAAGUUAAAUAUUUUGGUGUCAUUAACGUCAUUGCCGUUAUCAUAGCGGUUUAUUUGUUAGUUUUUGACGUUUCAGGGACUCAUGGAAAAGUUUUUUCACAAAUAUUUGCAGCUAUACUCCUAAUCCUUUUAGCUUCCCCUUUGUUCAUUCCGGUUCAUUUAAUGGUGAAAAACUUUAUCCGGUCCAAUUCAGAAAAUUUUGAUGUUGAAGGCAAUGAAAAUGAAAUUGUAGAGCCAUUACUGGUGAAAAAGGAGGUCGUUGUAGUGAAGGAGGAAAAUGCGGCGGAAAUGGAGAGAAGGGUUCCUGAAAUUGGAGAAGAUCAUACGAUAUUUGAGGCGAUAAGGACACUGGAUUUCUGGAUAUUGUUUGUUUCGUUUCUUUGUGGAGUUGGAACUGGUUUGGCUGUGAUGAACAACUUGGGACAAAUGGGAUUAGCUUUGGGAUAUACUGAUGUUUCCAUUUUCGUCUCUCUCACUAGCAUUUGGGGAUUUUUCGGUCGCAUUCUUUCCGGCUCUGUUUCCGAAUACUUUAUCAAGAAAGCUGCAAUGCCAAGGCCAAUAUGGAAUGCAGCUUCACAGAUUGUAAUGGCUGUAGGAUACAUCUUAAUGGCAAUAGCUAUGCCAGGAUCACUCUACGUUGGCUCUAUCGUCGUUGGAAUUUGCUAUGGAGUUCGUCUUGCUGUUACUGUUCCAACUGCUUCCGAACUCUUUGGUCUUAAAUAUUACGGCCUUAUCUAUAAUGUCCUAAUACUCAACCUUCCACUCGGCUCAUUUCUCUUCUCUGGUUUGCUCGCGGGUCUGUUAUAUGAUGCUGAGGCUACAAAAACAGCUGGUGGUGGCAACACUUGUGUAGGCGCUCACUGCUACAGGCUAGUAUUCAUAGUGAUGUCUAUAGCUUGCAUCGUUGGGUUCGGAUUAGAUAUUCUGCUAACGAUCAGAACCAAGAACUUAUAUGCUAAAAUUUAUGCAAGCAGGAAAACAAAGAAGAGUACUACUGCUGUAUUGUCUUGAUAAAUGAAUGUUGAUUCUCUUUGGUAGUACUUGUUGUGAGGUGAGUUGGGAGGACUGAUAGGAAAUGUUUUUCCUAAUGAUAUCUUUUCACUUGCUUGUGCAAUUGUGGAAUUCAUAAUUGUGUUUGAUUUGUUGGAAUUCGUUACUUGUAUUGAGUAAAUCUGAGUUCUUUGUACGCUUUUUAGCCUGUAAAACUAUUAAAAGUGGUAUUUUAUUU
This is a messenger RNA of Nicotiana attenuata, 1956 nucleotides long. Its product is annotated as protein NUCLEAR FUSION DEFECTIVE 4-like. Bases 108 to 1739 code for a protein of 543 amino acids. Gene Ontology annotation, cellular component: membrane. The transcript is spliced from 2 exons. NCBI's taxonomy places the organism in Eukaryota, Viridiplantae, Streptophyta, Magnoliopsida, Solanales, Solanaceae. The record is from RefSeq and is a predicted model, not a curated record.